AUGGAGGAAACUAACUGCAAUCAGAAAUGGCUGUUCACGGAAGAGGAACUGCAGAACACGCCGAGUGUUCGGGCAGGCGUUACAAUCGAGCAGGAGCUGACCUUCAGACAGAAGCAGGCCAUGCUGAUUCAAACCAUUGGAUUGAAGUCAGGCUUGACCCAGCUUGCUGUCAACACAAGUGUGAUCUUCAUGCACCGAUUCUUCAUGUAUCGCACGGUGAAAACCUACCCCAGGAUUCAUCUUGCCCUGGGGUUUGCCUUUGCCGGAGGGAAGGUGGAAGAAAGUGCCCGUAAGCUGGAACAGAUCAUUCGCACAGCUGUUGAAGUCAUACGUCAGAACAGAAAUAAGGAGUUCCUGGACAAGGCCGACCCUCUGACAUAUGAAAUGGACUGCCAGUGGCGAGCUAAGAUGCAGGUCUUGUUUGAUAAUAACUGCAGUAUAGAAUCGCCGGUAAUGAUUGUUCUCCUGUUUCUUUUGUUAACUCUCCUGUGUUGUUACUCUCUUGUACAUUAUUGUUACUCUAUUGUUAUUGUUCCUGUCAUGUGUUAUUGUUACUCUACCAGACAGGCUAUUUUAGGUGGUGGUAGAAAGGCUGCAUGCAGUCAACCCCCGAGGGUUGCUUACAUGGAGUUUCGCAAACUUGUCCUCGAAUGUGAGACUGAAAUCUACGGAGUCAUUGGUUUCCAGUUGCAGAUCGUUCAUCCACAUAACUACGUUAUACGGAUGUGUGCAUUAUUGGGUGGUAGGUUUCCUGUUGUUGAUGUUCAACUUUUUAUUUCUAUGUUCUCGGAGAAUAUAAAGGACAUCAGUCAGUAUGCAUACAACCUUGCUACCGCCAG
Molecule: messenger RNA, 839 nt
Organism: Candidula unifasciata
Lineage: Eukaryota; Metazoa; Mollusca; Gastropoda; Stylommatophora; Geomitridae
Source: the annotation of a GenBank genome assembly